ACGUUCUCUCUCUCCGUCUGUCUCUCUGUCUUCCCCCCCUCUCCCUCUCUCUCCAUGCGAAUUUGGGUUCUCUGAUCUCGUUCGACGCCCUUGGUUUUCCGCAGCCCGAGUUUAACAGAUCAAGAUUCCGCUCUCUUUAUUUCAUGAUAGCCAGUUGUAGAGCCCAGCAAAACUAUCGACUUUUUUAUGUGGAUGGUUUUGCUUCUCUUACACAUGAACUUGGGCAAGGUGCCACUUGAGGGCUGUUAACAAUGUUGCCAGAUCAUCAGACUGAAUAACUGAUUGCUUAUGGUUAAAUUGAGGCCAAUGAGAAUCCUCUGGUUUUACUUUGGAAGCUGUUUCUAUUGUUCUCCUUAAUUCUGGGAAGCAAGCACAUAAUCUACUAGGGAACUGUUUUGUAUCCAUGCUGGCUGAGAGCAUGCGUGGAAUUUGUGCUUCGGGUAAUGCCCCUGACGAGAUCUUCUGCCGAUGCAUUCGGUGUGGUGACAAUUUGUCUAGUUGCUCUGUUGAUUGUUCUCGGUUUGCUAUGCAUCAUCUACUCAUUUUACUUCCGGUCUCGUAUUCGCAGCCGAGGUUGCAUUCAACUCAGCUAUUUUAGUGGUCCUUGGAUAAUCCGGAUUACGUUUAUCUUGUUUGUGAUCUGGUGGGGUUUUGGUGAGGUGAUACGGUUAAGUUUUUUUAGACGCUCACUUAACUUGAAAUGGCAGGAAACUGUAUGCAAAGGCUACAUUGUAUCAAAUCUGGGGUUUGCAGAACCUUGCCUGUUCCUCACACUUGUGUUUCUCCUUCGCGCGCCCUUGCAAGAGACGGAGUUGGGAAUCCUAAGCCGAAGAUGGAAUGGGAAAACAGCAGGUUGUGUUCUUCUUUACUGCCUGCCAGUGUUCAUCCUUCAGCUCUUUGUUAUUUUAAUUGGACCUCAGUUAAACAAGGAUAAGAGUUACCUGAGAAAACUGCCCCGUUAUUUUAUGAGUACAGCUGUGGCUUCCAGGACGGAAAAAACUGAUGAUAUAGCUCUCUGUACUUAUCCCUUACUAAGUACUAUAUUCCUAGGGAUUUUCGCAAUGAUCCUUACUGCCUACCUGUUUUGGCUGGGAAGCCGGAUUUUGAAAUUGGUCAUCAACAAGGGCUUGCAGAAGAGAGUUUACACAUUGAUAUUCUCGGUUUCAAGCUUCCUACCAUUGAGGGUUCUUUUUCUUGGUUUAUCUGUUCUGUCUAAACCAGAGCAUUUUCUGUUUGAAACUCUUGUUUUGCUGGCUUUUCUUGCCAUUUUAUGCUGUGCUGGGGUGUGCAUAUGCAUGCUUGUGUACUUCCCAGUUGCAGAUUCUUUAGCCUUGGGAAAUCUACGGGACAUAGAGGCUAGGAGAAGGGUUGAUGAUGAUCACAAUGAUGCCAUUUCUCUUAUCGCUAACCAGAGUCAUCUUGAAGAAAGCGGUGGAAUCAGUCCCAGCAGGAAUUCUGAUGCCUCAACAAAGCGUGGAUCAAUAUCUUUCCGGACUUUUGAGAAAGAUGGGAAUUCGACAGGGGCAUUUGUAGAGCUGAGUCUCUUCUCUCCUAGUCAGGAUGCAACCCCACCAGGGUCGCCUCCGCUACUUGGCUGGCCAAUGCGUGUUCCCAUACAAGUUCCUGGACCCUAGAAGAAAAUGAGAGAGAGACCUCAUACGUGGUGAACGUCAAUUUUGUGAUAAAAGGAAAAGCUGAUUGUAAAGAGUGUAGCUGAAAUAAUGAUUUUAAAUUCUUGGUUUGUUUUCUAAUUUUAGAUGAUAUGAUGGUUUUGCUUUGCUUGGGAGGAGAAUUUAUUACCUGUGUUUCUUUUCUUUUUCACCGUUUUCUAUAACCAAUUUUUAUUUCCAUUCAUGAGAGGUAGAAAUUUGGUUGGUAUAGUUUUGUAUUUUCUGUUUUAUUUUACACACUUUUUCUUUUUUGUUCUUUUAAUUUAAAAAACUAAUUAUGAUG
Juglans regia (Persian walnut) is the source of this 1953-nucleotide messenger RNA. RefSeq lists its product as uncharacterized. Bases 444 to 1634 code for a protein of 396 amino acids. NCBI's taxonomy places the organism in Eukaryota, Viridiplantae, Streptophyta, Magnoliopsida, Fagales, Juglandaceae. The record is from RefSeq and is a predicted model, not a curated record. The transcript is spliced from 2 exons.